Peronospora farinosa is the source of this 1554-nucleotide messenger RNA. The record is from the annotation of a GenBank genome assembly. Lineage: Eukaryota; Oomycota; Peronosporomycetes; Peronosporales; Peronosporaceae.
AUGGUGGGGCUAUGGACCACGACGACUCGUGCACUCCUACGGCGCCGUGGCUUGACGCGUCUGGUAUCGACGCAGACAUCAAAACCAGAGACAUCUUUCUAUGAUUUAGUGGUGAUUGGUAGUGGACCAUCUGCGACGCAAUGUGCGCUUGAAUCGGCCAAGCAAGGCAAACGCGUAGCCAUUGUCGACAAGAAGACGCGUUUGGGCGGUGUGUGUGUACACACGGGUACAAUACCAUCAAAAACGUUUCGGGAGGCGGUACUUCACUUGUCUGGCUAUCGUCAUCAUGGUUUUUAUGGUAAAUCAUACAGUAUGAAGACGGUUACGAUUCAGGACAUUCUGUAUCGUGUACAGCGUGUCGUGAGCUCGGAAGAAGACGUGGUGCGUGCACAGCUCAAGGCCGCUCGUGUGGACGUCAUUCCUGGUUUUGCACGCUUUGAAAAUGAGCAUGAGAUUUCAAUUGUAAGAGAAGACGAUGACACAUCUGAGACGAGUCAGUGCAGCAAUGUAGACGCGCUUUCUCGCGUUAAAGCCGACAAAUUUCUUAUUGCAUGUGGUACGCGGCCUGCCCAUAGCCCGCUCGUGCCUAUUGACGGAAAAGUUGUGAUUGACAGCGACCAGAUUCUCAGUCGUGACAUACAUCAAUUGCCACGCUCGCUCAUUGUCGUGGGUGCUGGCGUUAUCGGCAUAGAGUACGCGUCCAUGAUAAAUGUGGUACCUGGCCACUCAGUCACGGUGGUCGAUGGACGCCCAGAUAUCUUGUCCUUCUGUGACCACGAGAUCAUCAGUAACCUCACGUACGAGAUGCAAAGCAAUGGUGCACGCUUCCUGCUUGGCGAGACUGUCAAAAAAGUCGAGACGACGGAAAAGCGAGUGAAAGUUUUCUUCAAUAGUGGCAAGGUGCUCAGUGCAGACGCUCUCCUGUACACGGUGGGUCGUCAGGCGAGCACGGACGGACUAAACCUGGAGGCAGUAGGGCUUGCGCGUAAUCAUCGUGGUCUUAUUAAUGUGAACAAGAACUACCAGACGGACCAGCCUCACAUCUAUGCCGCAGGUGAUUGCAUCGGCGCGCCGGCGCUUGCGUCCACAAGUAUGGAGCAGGGUCGCCUGGCAUCGUGCCACAUGUGGAACCCAGACGAGGAACUCGCCGCAACGAGUCAGCUAGAGAAUGGUAAUUACCCGUAUGGCAUCUACACGAUUCCAGAAAUCUCGAUGGUGGGCUUGACGGAGCAGCAGCUUACGAAAGAUUGUAUGAACUACGAAAUUGGUUUAGCAAAGUACUCGGAACUUGCAAAGGGCCAGAUGAUGGGCGCAAUAGCUGGUGGCACCCUGAAGAUCUUGUUUGAUCCCGACACCCUCAAAUUGCUUGGUGUGCACGCCAUUGGAGAAGGCGCCACAGAGAUCAUUCACAUUGGACAGGUCGCUAUGGCCAUGGGUUGCUCACUGACGUAUUUCCGCGAUGCUGUAUUCAACUACCCAACACUGGCGGAAGCCUACCGCGUCGCUGCCUUGAACGGAUUGGGUCGUCUCAGUCGUCACACCGAAGAGCACUAA